This is a messenger RNA of Cygnus olor (mute swan), 1491 nucleotides long. RefSeq names its product peroxisomal membrane protein 4 (gene PXMP4). The transcript has 4 exons. Gene Ontology annotation, cellular component: peroxisomal membrane. NCBI's taxonomy places the organism in Eukaryota, Metazoa, Chordata, Aves, Anseriformes, Anatidae. The record is from RefSeq and is a predicted model, not a curated record. Bases 29 to 694 code for a protein of 221 amino acids.
GGGCGGCGGGGCGGGGGAGCGCGGCGCCAUGGCGGGCGGAGGGGCAGCGCCGGGCUCCGCGCCCCGCGUCCCGCUGCAGGCCCUGCUCCGCGCCGUCAACGCCCUCCUGCGGCAGCGCCGCCACCGCGCCGCGCUCGCCGUCCUCAAGGGCUUCCGCAACGGCGCCGUUUACGGAGCAAAAAUUCGUGCCCCCCACGCCCUGGUGAUGACUUUCCUGUUCAGGAGUGGAAGUUUAAGAGAGAAACUGAAAUCGAUUGCUCAGGCUACGUACACUCAUUCCCGGAACUUGGCGUAUUUUGUGUUCACCUACAAGGGGCUGAUGGCAUUGCAGUCCUGGCUACAGGGGAAAAAAAUUCCAUUUCAUUCUUUCUUUGCAGCCUGCAUUGGGGGUUGGUUAGUGUUUGGUGAGAACAAUCCCAUCAACAGCCAGAUCGUUAUGUACCUGCUGUCUCGUAUCCUGUUUGGCUUGUCUCGGCUGGCGGUGGAAAAGGGCUAUGUUCUGCAGCCAAAGCAGGAUCCCUUUCCACUCCUUGCUGCUCUGGUAUGGGGAACAGUUCUCUGGCUCUUUGAGUACCACCGACAGACUCUGCAACCGUCUCUGCAGGCCUCCAUGACCUAUCUGUAUGACGACAGUAACGUGUGGCACGACAUUUCUGACUUCCUCAUUUACAACAAAAGGCCUGCAAGCGAGUAGCUGGUUCCUUGGAAAAUACCUGCGAAUGGGAUGCUGCCUUCCAGCAGCUAAGGGAAAAGGUUAUUCUGUCGCUCUUGACUGAUUAUUAUAAUUUUUUUUUUGAUUAACAUCUAUCAAGGAGAGUUGCCUCUUGUGUCCUGACCAAAACGUUGUGAUUAGGCUUCUAUUAGCUCUGUUUAGAGCGAGUUAAUACCCCACAGAAACUUGUUGCAAUGCCUCAGGGGGAGUAAAAUGCCUUGGGAACCUUCAGUUAAAAUCGGUCUUCUUUUAAAGAUGCCUUAUUUUUACUAUGAAUGUUUUUUUGGUUGGUUGGGUUUUCCUUUCCUUUUAAGAAAGGAAAUACACUUAUAAAAUGGCAGCUUGACAGUAAUUGGGGAAUAGGUCUAAUCAUGAAAAAAAUGCUCAAGGAGUUGUCUGAAUUCUCACAAGAUGGAAGCGUUUUUCUGUGCUGCUGUGCUCCCUGUCGUGGGAAGAUGGGAGUGGGAGCCCUGCUCGGUUUUGGAAGCAGAGACAUAACUUCUUGAUCUCUAAACUAUUGCAAGGAUGGUUGUGUGCUCCCUAAGAGAGUUCCUCUGCAAUCUUUCUUCCCUCGGGGAGGCAAUAAGAUGUUUGAGAAUAAAACUUCUAAGAUUCUCUUGUACAAGUGUGGUAAAUCAGGCUUGGAAGGAAUAUUUUUUUCUCAGUUUCUCUCAUCCACUUGGGCUGAAUCUGUCUUUCUACCCAGUGCACUAACUUAAUACCCUGUAAUUAUUUAAGACUUAUUUGUAAAGCUUUUGAAAGCUGCUUGAAUUAAAUAC